Molecule: messenger RNA, 1522 nt
Organism: Dimorphilus gyrociliatus
Lineage: Eukaryota; Metazoa; Annelida; Polychaeta; Dinophilidae
Source: the annotation of a GenBank genome assembly
UAUGCUAACCUCUGCCCAAGCAAGUUGUCAACUGAGAAUAGGUUUUAGCGCCUCUUUAUUCGGAUUCUAUCGGGAUGAGAAUGGGGAUCCACUAACACCAAGGAAUGAAACUACAGGAAAACCCAAUUGGAAUAGACAAUUGUCCGUUCAUCAGUGGAGUAAUAAAGUCAUUCGACAAGCGACGUACAAUAAUUGGAGAGUUCGUAAGGGAGUUAUACAAAAGACAGUUCACUUGGUCGUUACCCCUAAUGUUGUCAGGGAAGUCAGAAAGCAUUUUAAUUGCACUAGCCUUGAAGGAGCAGAACUAGAGAAUCAAGGAGGUUCCGGAACAGCCCUGACCCACUGGGAAAAAAGAAUUUUUGAACAUGAAGCUAUGACAGGUACCUAUACGCAAAAUCCAAUAAUAUCCAGCAUUACUCUGGCACUAAUGGACGAUACAGGAUGGUAUAAAGCCGACUAUUCAAUGUCUAGAGAUUUGAGAUGGGGCAAAAAUUUAGGUUGUCAGUUUGCAACUCAAAGUUGUUUGUCAUGGAUGCUAAACAAACAACAAAAAAAUGAGUCUCUGGAUCCUUUCUGUAAUAUACCUCCAGGAAAACAAGUUGUAACAAAAUGUGAUGAGGAUAAAAAAUCCGUCGUUAUGUGUAAUAUGGUUAAAUAUAAACAACCACUUAUCGAUGACUUUCAAAAUUUUCUAAGCAUUCCCGGAAUUAAAAAUUCAGAUGUUAAAUAUUAUGGCAGUAGCGCUAGUUUGUCGGAUUUUUGUCCUUUUUUUCAAGAAUUUGAAUGGAAAACUAAUGGAAAAUUUCUGAGAACUUCAGUUUGUUCAUUCCCUGAAAAUCAAUUAGGAAAAGUCAAUAAUUUCUUACUGGAAACUUAUGGAAAAGAGUCACGCUGUUUUGAAAACCUAAGAUAUACUCCAUGGUAUACGUUAAAUUGUAAGAAUAGAUCAAAAUUUACGCUUCCUCACGUUGGAAGUGCAUGUUAUAAGUAUGAAUGCGAUCCUGAUAAUGGACUACUAGUUACCGUAGGGAAGGAAAAGAUCAAAUGUUCGCGAAAAGGGGAAGUUGUUGAGAUUUCGUCUAUUGUUGAUAAUUGGCUGCAUAAAGGGAAUAUUAUUUGCCCUGAUUGCUUGGAUAUGUGCCCAAAGGCAUUUUGUCCUCUACAACAAACUUUCACACCAAUUUCAAAGACAGAAGAUAACCUUACAACUUGCAAAGAUAUCCAAUGGGCGGAGAGUGGAAGAUACGAAAAUGAUCUUGGACCCCAAAACUAUAGAGGACCAAUAUAUUGCGCUGAAGAGCUGAGUAGACGAUUAAUAGACAAGAACUUACGAAUUUUAGAUGUCGCCGCCGGAACGGGAUUCUUGGGAAAGGAGCUGGCAAAGCUUGGCCAUAAAAAUAUAGAUGCCCUUGAACCUUCAAUUGGUAUGAUUAAAAUGCUAAAGAGGUUAGCGACAUAUACCAGAGUAUAUUCGGAUCAAAUCGACGAAACGGAAAUUCUCUCAAUAGAGGCAGGCGAGUGA